AUGACUUACAUACUUGUGCCCGCCGCACUAGGCUUGGCAGGUCUAUACUUGCGCCAUGUCAACACCGCCAUGAAGAGAACACCAGAGGAAGCUCUCCACCUUUCUCCUCAUCGCUGGACUAUCGAAGAAGUCAAGGCUGCCUAUGAAAAGGCCAGCGAGUCUCCUGUCGAUGUGACCAAAAGCCUCCCACCAAAACAGACCCGCCGUUAUGUUGUCGUGGGUGGAUCCGGUCUUGUCGGAGGCUGGAUCGUCCAACACUUACUAUCCCGCGGCGAAGACCCAUCCGCAAUCCGCAUUCUAGACCUCCACGCCCCAACAAAAGAGGUUCUAGAUCUCGGGGUGACACAUGUGAAAACAAACAUCACCGACAAACUUAGCGUCGACACAGCUUUUGAGCAACCAUGGCCCAAUUCUGUCGCUGGCCUUCCUCUGACCGUCUUCCACACGGCAGCAAUCAUUCGUCCUCAAGACCGCCUGGAGGUUUUCCUGCCACUUUGCAGCAACGUCAACGUCGAAGGAACACGGAACGUGGUGAAUGCCGCGAAAGAAAACGGCACUUCAUGCUUUAUCUCCACAUCCUCCGGCUCAGUGGGUCUCCACCGACCAGACUUCUGGAUCGCGCCUUGGGAAAAGCUCCCGAAGCGUGUGACACAGGUUUGGAACGAUGAUGCACCGUUGCCACAGCGGCAUGAUGAGUUUUUCGGAAAUUAUGCCGUUACCAAGGUCGAGGCUGAACGACUUGUGCGGUCAGAGGAUAAUUUGUCGUCUAACUUCCGGACUGGAUGUAUUCGGCCUGCGAAUGGUAUUUAUGGUAUUGGAAGUGAUGUUGCGAUGACCAUUACCGGUGUUUACCUGCGUACUGGUGGAAGCCCGACCUGGUUACACCCCAUCAUCCAAAGCUUCGUCAACGCCGAAAACGUCUCAAUUGCCCAUCUUCUAUACGAGCAACGUCUAGUCGAGCAAAGCAAGCCCGGAUCUCAGCUACCCAAUAUUGGUGGCCAGGCUUUCAUCGUUACGGAUCCCAACCCGGCUAUCUCGUUCAGCGAUGUAUACACGUUGUUGGUCACACUUGCUAAGACGCCAAUCGCUUUCCCAAUUGUUCAGCCUAUCUACCUAUUCCUUCUUGCGUACGUCAUUGAGGCAUACUCCUUUGUGCAAUUCAAGUACUUGUCCUGGCUUUUGCCGAAGAUUACGGGUGAUUUGGCGCAGGUUCAGCCUUCGCUGUUUGCCAUUUCGGAUACUUGUGUUUUUGCCGAUGAUUCGCGGGCGAAGAAGUCGCCUGAGGAGGGUGGUUUGGGUUAUAACCCGCCGCUGACUACGUUGGAUGGCAUGUGCAAGGAGGUUUUGCACUGGAACAAGAAUGCUGUUGCUAAUGGUGUUGUUGUUGAGGAGAAAAUUGGACCGGUGCGGGUUACGGAGAAUGGAGUUGAUGUUAAUCUUGUGGCGCCGGGAAAGAUUUGA
Molecule: messenger RNA, 1461 nt
Organism: Penicillium pulvis
Lineage: Eukaryota; Fungi; Ascomycota; Eurotiomycetes; Eurotiales; Aspergillaceae
Product: putative 3-beta hydroxysteroid dehydrogenase/isomerase family protein
Exons: 3
Coding region: 1-1461 (486 amino acids)
Biological process (GO): steroid biosynthetic process
Molecular function (GO): 3-beta-hydroxy-Delta5-steroid dehydrogenase (NAD+) activity
Source: RefSeq, a predicted model, not a curated record